Molecule: messenger RNA, 546 nt
Organism: Sorex araneus (European shrew)
Lineage: Eukaryota; Metazoa; Chordata; Mammalia; Eulipotyphla; Soricidae
Gene: C9H10orf67
Product: chromosome 9 C10orf67 homolog
Exons: 5
Coding region: 1-546 (181 amino acids)
Source: RefSeq, a predicted model, not a curated record
AUGGAUAGACUUAUUGUUUCGGAUGAUUUGAAGAUUGGCUUUACCAGCACUGACCGUGCUACCCAGACAGAAGAGAGUGAAAUCGUACCCAUUAAAGAGCUGACUUCAUCUACACGAAAACUAGUAGAGAUUGUUAAAUCCCUCCAGGUGGAUUUUGCCUUCCUCAAGCAAUUGCUUCAGCUGCAGUUUGAAGAUCGACUCAAAGAGGAAUCCUCGCGUCUCUUCUCAGUUUUAAGUGACAGAAUCCAAUUACUUGAAAGAGCGCUUUAUCAGAAUGAGGAUGUCAUCAGAACGAGCUAUAAUCAACAGCUGUCGGAUGCCAUCGCUGUCAUCAGAGCCAUGUACAAGCCUCACCUACCUGACAUCGACAUAGAACACUUAUGUUCGCCACCACUUGGUCAAGCCACCCAACAGAAAGCCUGUGUUAUAACCAUGUGGGUUACAUCCUACGUGGUGUGUCCAAUACCAGGCUCAACACGGAAGCGGCAGGGCUGUGUGCAUUCUCCCCAUUCAGGUGAAAGCAUGCUGGGCCUGAUGAGGGCUUAA